UUAUUUCACUUGCUCAAGUUCCAUGUGGAAGACCGGGGUCACCGGGCCUUAUAUAAACUCUGAAAUUGACGGACACUUGCAGCAUGGCAGCCAUGCGGGGCAGCGACAGGUCAGCAGCGGCUGAACUCUUCUUCAAGACGGAGAACUUGGAGAGUGAUGAUGCGGAUGAUGUCAUCAUUGAUGAAGACAUGCUUGACAAUCCCGACAACUCGGAUGAUGAGAUCCUUGAAGGUGAGAUCCUGCUUGAAGAGGUACAAGCUCUCAUGGACGAAGAGAUGGCAGAAGCUGAGGAAAAACAGAAGCAGCAACAGCAGCUUCUACUUGCCGAAGAAGGUAUCACCAACAACGACUUUGUGGGCAGCCAAAACAACCAUCAUGAUAGUGAUCCUAGAAUAGAAGACUAUUAUUCUGACCCAAAUGUUAAUGGUAGAGAUGUUCAGAAGGACCUUAAUGCAUCUAAAAAGUUUUGCUGCAACGAUUGCGGGUUCAGUACAAAUCAGCAAGCUGAGCUGUCCAUACACGUGGCAACCAACCAUCCCACCACAGAAGCUUUUGAUUGUACAGAAUGUGAGUUUACUGCACCAACGGAGGAAGUCCUUAACAAGCACAUGCAAGAUUUGCAUGUCAAGCUGAAACCAUAUAAGUGUAAAGGAUGCAGUUAUGUUUCAUCACAGAGAGUUCUGCUUGAUAAGCAUAUUAUGCGCUUCCAUCUUGGUCUGAAGCCCUUCAAGUGCAUGCAGUGCGACUUUGCGACUAUUUGGGAGUCAUGUUUGGUGACGCAUAUCCAAGUCAUCCAUCUCACCGACACUCCGUUGCAGUGCGACCAAUGUGGGUUCAAAGCUAUGCAUCAGCAAGAACUUAAGUCACAUGUUGACCAGGUCCAUCAUUCUCCGGAGGUCCCUAUGUUUAAAUGCAGCGAGUGCUGUUAUAAGGCCCCCAAGAGCUCCACCAUUAGGAUCCAUGAACGCAUUGUGCACCGAAAAGAGCAAACUUACUCUUGUCAAGAGUGCGACUACAUCACCAAAACCCCGGCUGACCUCAAGGCUCACCAAAUGACCGUCCACGAGAAUAUCAAUCCCUUCAAGUGCCCGGAUUGUUCUUACACGUCCCUGAAAAUCUCGCAGAUCAAGAAGCAUCGUGACAACGUCCAUUUCAGGAAAAAGCCCUUCAAGUGCGACAAGUGCCCCUACUCAGCGCCCACCAACUCGCACCUCAUGUCCCAUGAUCGCUCUGUGCACAUGGGCAUCAAGCCGUUCAAGUGCCAUGAAUGCAGCUAUGCCGCCUCCCUGCAGUCGGGACUUGAGCGCCACAUAAACGCCGUGCACUUGCGACUCAAGCCAUUCAAGUGUCCUGACUGCAAUUUCUCUACCUCGACUCCAUCGUACGUUGAAAAGCACCGCAAUACAGUUCACUUGGGACUCAAACCCUUCCACUGCAACGCAUGUUCGGUGCGCUGUGCCACGCAGAUUGAUCUUGAGAGACACAUCAACUCGGUGCAUCUCAAACUUAAACCUCAUAAAUGCCCGCGAUGUUCGUUUGCUUCUGCCAAGAAGUCCUACCUCUCCAAGCACAUCAAAGCCAUCCACCUGGGGCUGGAGCCAUACAAAUGUUCCUCCUGCACCUUCACCUCACGCACACAGUCUGCGCUGACCAAACAUCGCAGCAUCGAGCACAACCAGACCGUGCCCAACUACCUCUAGACAACCAGACCGUGCCCCACUACCUCUAGACAACCAGACGCUGACGCUGCAUCUUAUUAUUCCUGUUAUUCCUGACGCAUUAAAUGAAACUGUAAUUAAACUGAUGAGAUUUUGUGGAUGAUUUAAAGCCAUAAAUGACAUUUCCAUUGUAAUUAAUAUUCAUAUAAUAUUUUCUUUGUAUAAUUUAGAGUAGCAUAGGUAUACUAUUGUAGAAAUUGUGCUAUUGUUCCUCCUAGUAAGUCCUUGUACUAAAUAGGACCUAGAUGAUGGACUAGUACGAGUUUACUAGAACUUCUAGUAACUUUUGCGCUGUGAAGUAUACUGCGUUCAUGUGAGUGAUACCUAGAAAUCAACUUCUCUAGAUGAAAAAGACUAUUUUUUCAACAUUGCUGUUGUUGCUCUAGAAAUCAUUUCUUCUCUGAUUGAAAAUCUAAAGUUGUAGGAAUUUUUUAUCUAGGAAUUUUU
Hyalella azteca is the source of this 2165-nucleotide messenger RNA. Its product is annotated as zinc finger protein 271. The record is from RefSeq and is a predicted model, not a curated record. NCBI's taxonomy places the organism in Eukaryota, Metazoa, Arthropoda, Malacostraca, Amphipoda, Hyalellidae. Bases 84 to 1700 code for a protein of 538 amino acids. Gene Ontology annotation, molecular function: RNA polymerase II transcription regulatory region sequence-specific DNA binding; DNA-binding transcription factor activity, RNA polymerase II-specific. Gene Ontology annotation, biological process: regulation of transcription by RNA polymerase II. The transcript has 3 exons.